Messenger RNA from Humulus lupulus (European hop), 1501 nucleotides. Its product is annotated as oxysterol-binding protein-related protein 4C-like. Gene Ontology annotation, molecular function: sterol binding. The transcript is spliced from 7 exons. Lineage: Eukaryota; Viridiplantae; Streptophyta; Magnoliopsida; Rosales; Cannabaceae. The record is from RefSeq and is a predicted model, not a curated record. Gene Ontology annotation, cellular component: intracellular membrane-bounded organelle; cytosol; membrane. Bases 231 to 1379 code for a protein of 382 amino acids.
UCUAUUUCAUGCAUCUCUAAAUCUCCGACUUUAGAAUUGGACUUCUCGCCUCUAUAAAUAAUACUCCCUUAUAUAACACGAUCGAAUGCGAUAAACCCAACCUUCUUUUGCUCUUCCAGUACGUCUCAUUUCAGCUCCAAAUUAACUCUUCCUAAUUUCAUAUCUUCACAGAACCCGUUUCUGGAAUCUGCUUCAUCAAGACACUAUUCUCUCCAAAUACAUAUAUAUAUAUGGGGACAGAGAGUACUAAGGUUGUUCUAACAAAGCCUUUAUCAAUAGAAUCUGUUGAUUCUCAUGAUGAAUACAAGGCUCCCAAUAUGCUUCAACGAGCUCUUAGUCUAUUAAAAAAUGUACGGCCAGGAUCCGAUUUAACCCGAUUGCAGUUGCCACCCAUGUUCAACAUUCCAAAAUCUCAUUUACAGUGUUAUGGUGAGUCUGUGUAUUGUGUUAGUGAUGAUUUGUUGGGCAAGUGCAACAUUGGAGGGAGCCCAAUAGAGAGAUUCAAAGCAGUUCUUGCAUGGAACAUCUCUACUCUGCGUCCUUUACUCUUUGGAGUUGCACCUUAUAACCCUAUUCUUGGAGAGACCCAUCACGUAUCUAGGGGAACUCUUAAUGUUCUUCUUGAGCAGAUUUCACAUCAUCCACCUGUAACUGCACUCCAUGCAAUGGAUGGGAAAGAAAAUGUUGAGCUCCUGUGGUGUCAACAUCCAGUUCCCAGAUUCUAUGGUACUUUUAUAGAAGCUGAGAUGCGAGGAAAAAGAGAGUUGAAGCUUCUAAAUCAUGGAGAAACUUAUGUAAUGAAUUCUCCAAGUCUUUUAUUCAAGUUCUUCCCACCUGGAGUAGAGUGGGGAGGUAGUGACCGAAUCAGAUGUCAUGAAACAGGUCUUGAAGCUGAGUUGACUUUUGGAGGAAGAUCUUUUUUAGGACUAAGAGGAACUCCUAGAUCAAUAAAGGGAAAGAUCUUCGAUUCCUCUUCCAAGAAGCCACUUUUUGAGAUCAAUGGCCAAUGGGAUAAAAGUGUCACACUCAAGGAUCUUAAAAGUGGCGAAGUCCAGGUUUUAUACAGUGCCAAAGAGGCCACUUUAGGACUUAAAACUCCCAUUGUUAAAGAUCCAAAGGGAGUGUGGCAAAGUGAAUCAGCUGUAGUAUGGAGUGAGGUGAGCCAAGGAAUCAUGAGCAAAGACUGGGUAAAAGCUAGAGAAGCAAAGAAAGCUAUUGAGGAAAAUCAGAGGGUGCUUUUGAGAGAAAGAAAAUCCAAGUCUGAAACAUGGGUUCCUAAACACUUUAUUGUGUCUUAUAGCAAGGAAAAUGGAUGGGAUUGCUCACCUUUAAGAAAGACCAUCCCACCAGCUCCUAUUGUUGUACCAUUGAACAGUUAAAUAUAUAUAAUGACAAAAUAAUUUAUUUUGUAUUUUUACCUAGAUCUACAUGUAUGGAAAAACGUAGGCACCUAUGCCAUAUAUGACUCGAAUCCAAUGCCAUAUUUAGUGAGAUUAAAUCA